AUGGUCAACUUGUAUUCAUAUCAUAGAAACUAAAUUAAGGAGUCAGGUCAGCCAAUAGGCCCUUCCAAGAUGCCAUUUGAAUAUUUUCACCCUUGUGUUUGCACCCCUUGCAAAUUUAUAUAUAGGGAAUUCUGUUGUGUUUGUACCCCUUGCACUAGCUAUUGUGUUUUAUUAUAGCAUUGUUAACAUUGGAAGGGUCUAUUGAGUGGGGUGACUAUUUAACAAGAUAUUAUCAUGCCAUUACAGAAAAGUGAUAAUUGAAAAGCAAUAAUUUUCACAUGUGAGAUUAUCAUGAAUAAUUUCACAUGUGAGAUUAUCAUUUUUAUCAGUGCUCGAAAUCUCUAUAAAACACUAUACUUUAUAUAAUAAAAAUUCAUAAAUUUGAACCACACUAGAGCAUGAUAACAGCAAAAUGCUCUAGAGUAUGAUGCACAAUAUUUUGGGAGGUGAAAUACAUGAACAAUAAAUCAGAGAGUGUUUACUUGAAACUCACUUACAACACCCCUGAUAAUUGUUCAUGAGGAAUUUCAGGUAGAUUUCCAGUGCACUUUUAGGUAAAUUUAAGUAGAUUUGCAGAAGAUUUUCAGGAGAAUUCAGGUAAUUCUCAGGACAUGAGAAAGUGAAUUUGGAAAAUAACUGUAUUUUCGGAAAAAUUAUUAUAUGUCCUGAAAAUUUUUUGUACUUCUGGAAACAUUUUGGUAACCUCCCCCCCCCCCCCCCCCCCCCCUGAGACGAAGUGCUCGCAACGGCACUGAGUAUACAUCUUUUGAAAACAGGCGAGGGGUUAUUGCAUGCAUGUUAUUUCUAGUACACAACUAUAACUGUUAGCGGUGGUGAGAAGGAGAAUAUCGAAGCUAAGUUAAUUUCACUGGCUUCGAUAUCUAAAAAACCAGCAAAUUCCGUUGUCAGUGAAGACACUAAAAUACCGGACGAAGACAACCAUAUUGAAAUUGGCAAUGAAAACAACGAUAUUUGCAUACAUAACAAAGAAGAUUCUGCUUUAGAGACAUAUAUUAAAUCCCUCGAUUGCCAAGUUAGAUUGUUAGUGAAAGAAUUUACAACAAAUAAAACAACAGUUGACAAAACGCUACAAGAUCAUUCGAAAAUACUAAUUCAGCUCCAAAAUCGAGAGACAAAUAGUGAGUUGGAUAGCCUAAGAAAAGAAAACCUUAAACUAAAAAAACUAAAUAAUGAGUUUUCCAAAAUAAUAUCAUAGUUGCCUCGAAAUCCUUUGUCUCGCGAGGUACGAUUAAUCACUAAUUUACCUCAUUACCCAUGCAUACGCUUUGUCUUCUAAAUUUACCCGGUAAAUUUAGUUGAAAACAAAGGAUUUCUUUGUCUUCUAAUUUUCCCCUGCAUGCUUGAUGAGGGAAAUUUAGAAGACAAAAGCGUACCUCAUUACCUCUGAUUGGAGAGCUGUACCUCAUCGAAAAUCAUCGGCACAACUAUGGACAGUAUAUGACGACACCGUCCAGUACACAUUCGAACAAUCACUUUGCCAGCUUUUAUUCCCUAAUCUUGAACAUUACAAUUGUGGGAGAAAAUUUCGUUUAUGCGCAUGCCUAAAACGAAUGAACACGGAGAUGUGUUUCUGCGCAUGCGUAUAUAUGAAAAGUGUUCAUACCACAAUCAUAAGACAAUCAAACAGCAUUCAAAACAGGCAACACACCACGCGCAAUUCCCUCGGCAACUAUGAUAUUACAAAGUAAUAGCAUGGCAUUACGGUCGAUUAGUGAUGAAAUGUACCUGAAAGCCUCAAGAGGUUUAGUUACUAAACCUCUCUCGGCUUUCGGGUACAUUUAAUCACUAAUCGACCUGAAUGCCAUGCUAUUACUUAUAAGAAUUAACAAUCUUAGCUGUAUUCUAGCAGAUCUUCAAGACAAAGCAAAAUCAGCAGAGGAUGAAAAAGUCAGCUUAAUCACGGCAAUUAAACUAUUGUACAAGAAGAACGAACGAAAUCAAGAACAAUCAAAUGUCAAUCAAGCAGAUCAAAUUAAUUCAGAGGAACAACAGAGGCAACAACAUGACCCGAGAUGUCACCAAGUGAAUCCGAAUAUUCAAAUCAAUAAUCGCUUCGCUGGUCUCAGUGUUGAAGAACAUACCGAAGAAGUGUCAAUGCUGCAAGUCAAGUAACCCAAACGUUAACCGAAACCUGUCAUAAGGAGAGCUGGAAAGCUUCAGCUAACAGAUUCAGUGCUGAACAAAAGGGGUUGAAUACCACUGCAAAGAAACACAAUAACAAGGAUGAUCGACAACUAAAGCGUCAUACAACAGUGGUGAUAGGCGAAUCCAUGAUCAAGAAUAUUUAAGGACCAAAGCUUGGCGAAGAGGUCAGUAACCAGGUCGUAGUAAAAUCAUUUCCGGGUGCUACAUCUGAAGAUAUGAGACAUUAUAUCAAGCCAACAAUAGACCGUUGACCAAAUCGAAUUGUUCUCCAUUAUGGAACUAACGAUCUGAAAAAUUACAGUCCAACCGUGGUUGCCGAGAGGGUUGAUAGUCUUGCAAGUGAAAUGGAAAAGACCUCUGAAACUAAAGUUAUCAUUUCCGAACUUGUUGCAAGACGGGACAUGAAUGAUCAAGUUAAAACCGUCAACAAACAACUCAGAAAACACUGCCAAAGUAAUGGCUGGACACGUAUUCAACAUAAUAACAUUAGCUUUGCUGAUUUGAACAGAGGAGGACUUCAGUUAAAUCAUGAAGGUAAUUGUAAAUUUUUUAAAAACUUUGUAGAUACUAUAGUAACUAAACCGGAGGAUUGAAAUGUAUUUUCCUUGAAUGCCGUGUCUAAUGAGAGUUCCUCGAAUAAUUUAUCUAAUCUCAAUUUUGAAACACCUAUAGCUGAUAGCAACAAUUUGAAUACGAAAUCGAUACCACCCUUUCCCACAAAGCGUGGUUUCAAACUAGCCUCUUUAAAUAUAGCUAGUUUGAUAAAACAUAUAGAUGAACUGAGAAUUCUGCUUGUCAAUUAUCCAGUAGAUAUCCUCUCAAUCAACGAAACUAAACUUGAUAAUUCGAUUAAUGAUUGCAAAAUACAUAUCCCUGGGUAUGAAAUACUUCGCCGAGAUAGAGACCGACAUGGUGGAGGUGUUUGUUUCUAUAUUAGAACCACUAUUAAUUUUUCAAUACGUGAGGAUUUUAAGUUUAAAAAAUUGGAAAAUUUAUGUGUUGAAAUUCGAAAACCUCAAUCUAAACCAUUUGUUGUUGUCAACUGGUAUAGACCACCCAAUUCUCCUGUUGAGUUGUUUACUUCUUUUGAGUCCCUUAUCAGAUGACUUGAUGCAGAAAAUGUUGAAUUUUAUUUAAUGGGUGAUUUUAACUGUAAUUUAGCUAACGAUAGUACUCAGUAUGACAACAAUACCCAUCUGCUGUCGAGCAUUACUGAUACAUAUGGUCUUCAGCAGUUAAUCAAUAAGCAUACCCGUAUUACGAAAACAACUUCCACCUUGAUUGAUCUAAUUUACACUAACUAUCCAGACAGGGUAGUUUGUUCAGGAGUCUUGCAUUGCAGUAUAAGUGACCAUAGCCUAAUCUAUGUCUACCGUAAAUUUAAAUACUGUAUCUAGUAAAGGAAAUAACUACAUUACCUAUAGAAAUUUUAAGAAGUUUAAUUGGGAAAACUUCCAUAGUGAUAUUUCAUCUCAAGACUGGAGUUACAAUUUAUCCAACAUUCAAGACCCUAGUCUAAUGUGGGCAGAAUGGAAAAGUAAAUUUUUAACUAUAGCAGAUAAACAUGCUCCAAUAUGUACUAAGGAUAUUCGAUCGAAGAACUCUCCAUGGAUAACAUCUGAUUUAAAAAAACGUAUGCAUGAUCGUGACAUAGCCAAAAUAAAAGCUAUACACUCUACUGUCCCUGGUGAUUGGGACAAUUUUAGAAGAUUGCAAAAUAUUGUAAAUAAGGAAAUUAAACUCGCUAAAGAGUCUUAUUAUAGAAAUGCAUUUAUGCAGCACAGUGGCAAUUCUCGAAAGACAUGGCAGAUUGUCAAUGACCUGACCUAACGUAAAUCAAAAAGAAGAUCUGUCAGGGAAUUAAAUUUUAAUGGUAAGUCUAUAUCUAACCCAUCAGAUUUUCUAAUGCAUUUAAUGGGCUUUUUUGACAAUAGGACCUAAACUUGCUAGUGAAAUUCCAGUAAGCAGUAGUCAUACGAGUUACACUGAUUAUCUCAUUAACACUGACAAAAGGUUUCAAUUCAUGCAAACUAACAAUGAUCAAGUAUUUUCAGUGUUAAGCAAACUAUGCGAAUCAAAAGCAACCGGUCUUGAUCAGAUCUCAGCCAGACUUGUUCGAGAAUGUGCUGAUCUUAUUUCUAGUUCCAUAACCAAUAUUUUUAAUCUUUCAUUAAUAUUGGGUACAUUUCCUGAAGAUUGGAAAUGUGCCAAAGUUACUCCAAUCUUUAAACAAGGUACACAGAAUGAAAUGAAUAACUACUGCCCAAUUUCUGUGAUUUCAGUAAUGUCCAAAGCCUUUGAACGAAUAAUCUACAAUCAACCGAUCUAUACAUGUUAGAACAUGAUUUGCUAUCCGAACACCAGUCGGGGUUUCGUUCUUUGCAUUCAACGGCUAUGGCCUUACUUGAGGCCACUGAUAGUUGGGCUUACAAUAUUGACCGCGGCAAUACUAAUGCCGUG
Paramuricea clavata is the source of this 4626-nucleotide messenger RNA. The record is from the annotation of a GenBank genome assembly. Lineage: Eukaryota; Metazoa; Cnidaria; Anthozoa; Malacalcyonacea; Plexauridae.